This is a messenger RNA of Trichomycterus rosablanca, 2870 nucleotides long. RefSeq names its product extracellular matrix protein 2, female organ and adipocyte specific (gene ecm2). Gene Ontology annotation, biological process: positive regulation of cell-substrate adhesion; extracellular matrix organization. The transcript has 10 exons. Lineage: Eukaryota; Metazoa; Chordata; Actinopteri; Siluriformes; Trichomycteridae. The coding region runs from base 343 to 2457 and encodes 704 amino acids. Gene Ontology annotation, molecular function: heparin binding; collagen V binding; protein binding. The record is from RefSeq and is a predicted model, not a curated record. Gene Ontology annotation, cellular component: extracellular matrix.
ACAUCCUAUUUUUUUACACCAAAAGGAUGUCCUAAUGUGCGCUAAUGAAAGACCAUGUGGCAUCUCUUUGUCCUCCACAGACUAGUAAUUACAGCAGAGCAAAUCACCAAGCUCGCUCCUCCAAAAGAGGCAGUAUCUCGUACCUGACCCCGCUGCCGCUCCGACAGUCAGACACCGGAGCCAAGACGUCGCUCGAGCAAGCCCCGGCUCGGCUGUGAGCGCGCCUCGUCCGUUUCAGACGUCUGUCGGGUCGCACGCGGUGCUGGCGCUGCUGGCAGAGACCGGGGAGAGGGCGGAAAAUAUCUGGCCUCGCAGAAGCGCCUGCGUCUUCUGACUUCCGCCAUGAGACUUUGGCUUUUACUCGCCGUGUUGUUUUUCUGCUGCCUGAGCGUCGGUCUCGCCAAGGAUCCGAAGGCGAAUGGUCCGGCGGCCCGAGGGGGACGGAGGAGGGGGAAGAAGACGGCACAUCAAGGCAACGUGCCAGCGAACGGCGGAUAUAACGGAGCGCCGCUUCACAUCGAGUCUUAUAAGAGUGUGCAGGAGCCAAAACCUGACUACAAUGUUAUUCCAGGGAACACAGGACAGUGUGUAUUCCAGGGCAUCACCAUGUUCGAUAAAACCGUCUGGUCUCCGAAACCCUGCGUCACCUGCCUGUGCACCGGCGGGAACGUGGUGUGUGAUGAGAUGCUGUGCCCUGUUCUGCAAUGCCAACUCAAAUUCAAACCUAUCGGCGAGUGCUGCCCAAUUUGCAUCGACCCAACUCACGACGUCCCUGAAAGCUCGGGAGAUUCUCCCGUCCCUGACGACCCGAGCAUCCCCAACCCGGCAACCUCGCCCUCCCACGAGGAGACCCUGAGGCGACAGAGAUACCGGGAGGAGGAGGAACAGCUCCUCCGAAAAGACGCCGAGCGCAAGAGGAGGAAGAAGCAAAAAGAGGCGGAGAAGCGCAGGAAACAGCUGGAGACGCAGGAACGAGAACGUGAGGAGGAACUGAGGAGGAGGCAGCAGCAGGAGGAGGAGAAGGAGAGGAAGAGAGUGGAGGAGCAGGGCCGGGCCGAGGAGGACAGGAUCAGGAGGAUGGAGACGGAGCAGAGGGAGAUGCUGAGGGCGCUCGAAGCUUCGGAGCUGAGAGGACAGGACGAUGGAGAGGAAGAGGAGGUGGGAGAGGAGACCGUGUGGUUGAGAGGGGAUGUUUUCGAAAUGCCACCACAGCUGCCCCACCCGUCGCCGACUGACCCGUCCGAGCCCGGUCACACCGCAGAGGGGGCGGACGAGGAGGAGUCGGUCAGGAUUAGUUACUCACUUCCUCCGGGCUGCACCAUUUCUGACGUCAGUAUUUCCUGUGAAAACGCCAAACUCACCAGCAUUCCACCCCUGUCCAUCCCUGAACUCAAGAGUCUCAGUCUGCAGGGUAACGUCAUCACAUUAAUUCCAGCUGAAGCUUUUAACGGAGUCCCCAAUUUGGAAUGGAUAGAUUUCGGGAAAAACAGGAUCGCGUCGUCUGGGAUCGAUCCACAAGCUUUUAAAAAACUGAAAUUCCUGACCCGGUUAUACAUGGAUGGAAAUUUACUUGAACACGUUCCACCAGGACUCCCACCUUCACUACAGGAACUGAAGAUCAACGAGAACAACCUGCAGGAGAUCGAAGACGGCAGCUUCGAAGGUCUGAGCAAUCUGGUCAUUUUGGAGCUGGAGGGGAAUUUACUGAGUGAAGGAAACGUUCAUCCCAGAGCGUUUGCACCACUGACGCAGCUCACGUACCUACGUAUGGGCAGGAAUCACUUCCGCACCAUCCCGCUGGGCCUACCAGCAUCUCUGCAGGAGCUGCACCUCGAGAGUAAUUUAAUUGAUGAAAUACCCGAGGGAGCUUUCAACCAAAGCAGAAACCUGAACGUUAUCGUGCUGCGACAUAAUAAAAUAGAUGAAUUACGGAUGGCACCCUUGGCGUGGAUCAAUCACGGCAAACUGGAGUCGAUAGAUCUGUCACACAACAACCUGCAUCUGGUGCCGUCGUUCCUGCCCAGGUCGCUGGUCCACCUGGUGCUGGUGGGCAAUCAGAUCGAGCGCGUCCCGGGGUUCGUGUUCGCUCACAUGGCGCCCGGACUGGAGUAUCUCUACCUCUCCUUCAACAAGCUGGACGGGGACGGGGUGGAACCAGAGUCCUUCUUCGGCACCUUUGACACCAUGACGGAGCUGUGUUUGGAUCAUAACCAGCUCACCAGCAUCCCCGUCGGGGUUAAUGAGAUGACGUCGCUGCAUUUCCUCAGACUGAACAACAACAAUAUAAGGCACAUCGGAGAGGACAGCCUCUGUGACCCGGCGAACGACGAGGAUUCCCACAUCGUAGCUCUGCGCCUGGAGAACAAUCUGCUCGACCCGCGGAAAAUCGCUCCGACCGCUUUCUCCUGCGUCAGAUCUUACUCCAGUGUAGUUCUGAAGCCUCAGAGAUUCAAAUGAUAUCGUACUGAAACUUUAUAAAGUAUGUCGUAUAUAUAUAUACACACAAGUAUAAAUACUGGUGGAACCCGUUUCUAGGUUAGAAAGGGUCAAAUCUUUUAGCUCUCUCCGUCCGGAUCAGGGAGUUUUAUUUUGUGGUCUUAAGAAAAAUGGACAUUAUGUAUUAGAGAUGAGAAAUGAGGCAUGGAUCUCCACUGCUUUAUGGAUCAUGUCAGCAGAUUUAUGUGCUUGUGGGCACUUACGUAGAUUAUAGGAGUCCUGAACGCAAAUAUUUGUUUUUCCACUCGUUCAGUCUGGAAAAGAGCAGAUCUGAAUAUCUGAGUGUAUCUGAGUGUGUGUGUGUGUGUGGAGGUUUGAUUCUGUUCACUUCAGUUUUUCCUUUAAAAUAAUAAAAAAUGUAUAUAAUAAAAAAA